Chaetomium strumarium is the source of this 2931-nucleotide messenger RNA. RefSeq lists its product as uncharacterized. The transcript is spliced from 3 exons. Bases 48 to 2765 code for a protein of 905 amino acids. The record is from RefSeq and is a predicted model, not a curated record. Lineage: Eukaryota; Fungi; Ascomycota; Sordariomycetes; Sordariales; Chaetomiaceae.
CCGAGAUCACGGAUUCCUACUCCCACUCAACCCAGCGCACAUCCAAGAUGUCUCGCAGAAAGAAAGAUAACUCCCAGGCCAAGAAUGCUGACUCGGAUCCAGCCUCACCGCUUGGGGAACGACAGCCCCUUCAUUUUCAGUCCCAGCAGCCCAACCCCCGGAGGGCCAAGAAGACUGUUGCUAAGCAGCGCCAUCAGGGGCAGGACAAGACCAGCGGCAUCCGCGUGGUCAAGCUUACCGCUGGAUCCGACGAGGACCUCAAUAAUACCAAAGCACAGACCUCGCAGAAAAGACCGCAAAGGCACCAACGCAGGAUGGCUCGAAACGGUCGCCACACGAACGGGCCCUCCCAAAACCCGGGACCUCGUCGCCAAACCCAGUUGGAGCUGCCCGACUGGGUCCCCCCGAAGAAUCAGGCAAAGAAUUUCAGACGGAAGAAUCGUAGCAAUGGAGCAGCCAAAAAUGAACAAGCUCCUCCGCCGAAGCCCUGGGAGAUGGAUGACAUCUUCCCGGAGCCCGUUGGCAAUCCUUGCACGUUUGAAUACGACCGCACCUGGCGUUCACUUGAGAAGGUCGACGGCGGCGCCAAGGAAACGAUUCAAAAGUAUCUGACUCGAGGUCGCCGUCAGCAGCUACCUCGUAUAUUCCCAGACUCCAACUUGUCUGAGGAUUCCGAGGAAAUGAGGAAGGUUCAGCAGAAGUACUGGAAGGCAGGCCAGCCCGAGCUGCUUAAGAUCAGACGCGGCAAUGUGAAUGCCCCUGGUGCGAAGCUGUUCAUCGCCUCGUCUAUCGUCGAUGAUAGCCUCGCGGAAUUUGCGAGGCUGGAAGCCGAACGCGGCAUCAAGGAAGAUGAGAAUGCGUUCUUCAAGGUCAUGCGGGUAGCAGAGCUUCGGCGCAUGAUCAUUGAUCUCCUCCUUCCCAGCAUUGGCGACAUCACAGCGCUGGCGGCAACUUGCAAAGGCGCCGCUAUCCAGAUGCGGAAUGCCUUUGAUUAUUGGGACUUCAACGCACCCCUCCCUGAGAUUGAGAGCAACGAUGGAAAGCCUGGCGCUGAAGAGAAGAAACGGAAGCAGGAGCGGGCUGCCAUCGACCGCCUUGUCCAAGCGAAGACCGUCUCCGAUGUCCCUCUAGUCAUCAGCCCGAUUUCAAGCGAGCUUCGCGAUCCGGAGAAUCCGUAUGCCUUCGAAUUCAGGAGCCUGAGGUGGAUCUUUUGCGCCAUUACGGAAAUCCCGUCGAGCGUCCGGACUGUCAUCGUUGACCAGAUUCCGUUUUUCAACGUCCGCCUUUUCGAAAUGAUGGUCAACUCCAUGCCAAACUUGGAGACCGUCAUCAUCACCCGAUGCCCCUUGCUCGACGUCACCAAGCUCAAACCAUUGCUGGACGUUGUUGAGCGCCAUCCCCGUGCUGGACCCGCCAAUGCGCCUAAGUACAUCCGGCUCGACUUCUCACCGUUCUUCUUCGAGGGACCCAACUCUUGCAACCGCCUAGGCUCCUACGGCGUUACGUGGCAUGAGCCCACCUUCAACAUCCCGAAGGCCGUCUUCGCGCUCAUCCUGCGUUGCUGGGAUCUUGCCCGGAAGGUCGGGAUGGACUUGCUCAGCGAGAGCUCCUCGUUCUGGAGCUUCGUGCGCCGGCUGCCCGGCCCCGACGUGCUAUGGGCGGUGAAGGCACGGGAAGCCCUCAUCACGCGCGAACACGAGCUCGCUGCACACAAGAAGAGCGAGAAUACCAUCAAGGCCAACUUCGCCCACGAUCUCGCGGCUGCCCUGGUUGGGGAUAACCACCCCCACCCACAGCGUCCGUCCCGAAUGGCGGCACGCCUGCCUGGCCGCGGCAGGACAUACUGGCUGGAUUACAUCGAGUGCGGCAUGUGCAAGCUCAUCUACCCAGCCGGGGUCUUUCCUCUGCGGAAUGAUGGCUGCUGGGGCUGCAAGAUGGCCCGAUUCGUCGAGACUAUGGAAGAUAGCCAUAUGCGGUUCUGGCAGGAUGGCGUUACGACCUGCUGGCUAUGGGGCUUUACGCCAGCGUCAUCCACUCUCGAGCAACUCCUAUUCAGCAGCAAACCGUCGAACGUGGCCCAAGCCGAGACGCAGGUGUGGUCGAUGGACUGGACGUGGAAGUACUGGCUCAAAUAUUUCAAACCCAUGACCGUCGGUGGCUGGCCGGACGAGCCAUUCUGUCCCCCGCUGCCGAACGUGACGAAGUACGAGGCCGCUGCGUUGUCGCGAUGGCGGUUCAAGAAACACCCGGUUCCUGGACCCUUCGACUGGCGCAAAGGCGGCCCACAGCACGAGCAUCCAUGCAAGGUGCCGCUGUCUGGUUCGAACCUCGAGGAGGGGUUCGGCUCUGAGAGCAAGGCAAACUUCGCGCGGCAUUGGCAAUGGACUAGCCGGACGGACAAGUUGUUCACCGAGAAUUGGCUUGCGAAGAAUGGUCCUGCGAAGAACCGUUCUGCCCGUCAGCGGGAGCAGGACCUCCGAAAGGCCUUGGAGAAAGCCAGGACAACGGAGAGCAUGAAGGCGGCCUAUCUCAGCGCGGAGUGGCACGAGCGAAACGAAGCGGACAAGCAGGUUCAUCGCUGGACCCAACCCCGGGUCGAGGACUGCAUUUACUCUCUCGGGACUCCGGACAAGAGACCCUUCAACCUUGACAAGCCUGCCCUGGAUCCGGUCCGGGACAGGGAGGAGUAUAAGAAGGCUAUGGAGGCAGAGAUGUUCCGGUCGGGCCCGUACACCUUCGCCAGCGCAGUGAACACCAGCUGGUGAUCCCUGCCACGCUUCAUCGUCAGACCCGGGGGUUCGUCCUUCAUCGCGGGCAAAACAAUGUGGCUGGUUCAUCAGCUCGUCGGCCUCGGCACUUGCUUUGGACCGGUACGCUCAUUCAGAUGACAACUCCCAACUACCGGAACAGAUCGAUAUUUUCCCUUUGGUU